AUGGCAGCUGCAAAGCUGCGCGAAUUCGUUCGCACAGAGCCCCGCUGGGAGUAUGACUACGAGCUAGAUACAUUAAAAGUUGAGCCAGCCGUGACAAUGAGGUCGGAGAAAAGUAUUUUCUAUAAAAUGGACUCAAAGCCACGUGGUCGCGCUAUCAUCAUGGUCACCGAAACCGAACUCGAGUACGAG
Molecule: messenger RNA, 189 nt
Organism: Oppiella nova
Lineage: Eukaryota; Metazoa; Arthropoda; Arachnida; Sarcoptiformes; Oppiidae
Source: the annotation of a GenBank genome assembly